Molecule: messenger RNA, 870 nt
Organism: Caenorhabditis briggsae
Lineage: Eukaryota; Metazoa; Nematoda; Chromadorea; Rhabditida; Rhabditidae
Exons: 4
Coding region: 1-870 (289 amino acids)
Source: RefSeq, a predicted model, not a curated record
AUGAAUAAAGUUAAUAAAAUGCUCAAAAAUCAAAUUUGUGUUUUGAAAAUAUUGGAUUCUGACAAAGAUCUUCCUGUUACACUAGGUAUAAAAUGGACCGUCGAUUCACUGAAAAGUCAUCCUGUUCCAUUCAUUUGUCUGUGUUCAUCCAAAGUUGCCUUUGCUCUCAUUGCUUCCCUUGCCCUUGCUUCGGCUCUUCCUGAUCUCGGAUCAAUUAUCGGAGGAGGAGAAAACGGAGGAAUUGGGGGUGUUGUUGGAGGAAGCGACGGUGGUUUAGGAGGAAUCAUUGGAGGAGGAAAUGGAGAAGGAAUCGGUGGAAUUGUGGGAGAUCUUCUUGGAGGAAACCAAGAUGUUCUUCAAAAUCUUUUGAGUGUUCUUGGUGGAAAUCCAGGUGGAUUGGGAUUACCUAUUCCCGGGAAUAUCACUGAAAUUCCAUCAUUUUUGACUGAUAUCCUCGGAGAUCUUCCUGAAGAAACUAUUCAAAAAAUCACUGAUCUUCUUGGAGAAGAUCUUCCAAUCAGUGAACUCCUCUCCCGACUCGAUGCUCUGCUCCCGGAGGGUGUUCUUGAGCAACUCUUGGCAACCGUCGCCGAACUUGUCUCCAAACUUCUCGCUGCCAUUAGUAAAGUCCUCAACAACCUUCAACCAGUAUUCGACCAAUUGUCCGACAUUCUGAACAAUAAGAAUCAAAAACUCGAGCAACAGGCCCAAGCCAUUGAUGCUCUGAAACAGAAGUUCCCAGUUGAAAUCGACACCAUCUUCUACAUUGCUUCUCAAGUUGAAAAGACACUCCAAGGAGGAAACGGAGGAGUUGUUCCAGAACUUCCAGAAGUUCCAUCUGUUCCAGAGACUCCACAAAUUCCAUUCUAA